AUGUGUUCCGCAAAAGAUCCGGGACCGCCCACCCGUCUUUCUGGAUCUAUCCGCCCCGGACCGGAUCCAAAUUUUGGAUCCGAUUCGUUCUUCAGACCGGAUCAUGAUCUUUAUACUGUAGUAGUAGUGGAUAAUCGGCAAAUAUAA
Molecule: messenger RNA, 147 nt
Organism: Racocetra fulgida
Lineage: Eukaryota; Fungi; Glomeromycota; Glomeromycetes; Diversisporales; Gigasporaceae
Source: the annotation of a GenBank genome assembly